Messenger RNA from Limulus polyphemus (Atlantic horseshoe crab), 594 nucleotides. Its product is annotated as otoferlin-like. The transcript has 4 exons. The record is from RefSeq and is a predicted model, not a curated record. Gene Ontology annotation, biological process: plasma membrane organization. Lineage: Eukaryota; Metazoa; Arthropoda; Merostomata; Xiphosura; Limulidae. The annotation marks the transcript as partial.
GCUUCAGACCUUCACCCAGCUGAUCUAAACGGGAAAGCUGACCCUUACAUAGUAAUCAAUCUAGGCUCGAAACGAACGAGUGAUAAAGAGAAUUACAUUUCCAAGCAAUUAAACCCCAUCUUCGGGAAGUGUUUCGAGUUUGAGGCCACGUUCCCACAAAACUCCUUGCUUACAGUGCAGAUCUUUGACUGGGAUCUCCUUGGAAGCGAUGACUUGAUUGGAGAAACCAAGAUAGACCUGGAGAACCGGUUUUACAGUCGCCACCGCGCCACCUGUGGAAUAGCUCAGCGAUAUGAAACGUCCGGGCCUAACCAGUGGCGGGAUCCCAUGAAACCAACACAAAUUCUAACUAAGCUCUGUAAGGACAACAGACUGGACGGACCACAUUUCAUGCAUAACCGAAUAACCAUAGGAAACCAAGUUUUCACUUUCCGUGUUGAAAAUGAAGAUGAAGGUACAAGGGUUAGUGAAGAACAUACAGCACUCGCUGUUCUCCAUCGCUGGGAUCAAAUUGUGAAAAUUGGAUACAAGUUAGUUGAGGAGCAUGUGGAAACAAGGCCACUGUACCAUCCUGAUAAACCAGGUAUCGAACAG